AUGGCAUCUCCAUCUCCAAAGAACCAAGAUGAUAUCGAAGCUGCCCCGGACCCCGCUACACUAGAACUAGGCAAAAUCCCAACACCUACGGCUACUACAAUCAAAAACGAUCGUGAUCCCUUCCUCGUCACAUUCGACCAGCCUUACGAUGACGAGAACCCCUUGGACUGGCCGACAGGCCGUAAAUGGAUGGUAACCGAUGUAUUAUCCGCCACGGGCUUCAAUCGUAUCAUGGUCUCGACGAUCAUGGCCCCGGCGUUGUCAACGAUUGCCAAUGAGCUUAAUAUGAGCUCUACCGAGUCCGCUAUGUCCCUCUCCAUAUAUCUCUUAGCAACCGUUUUUGGUCCACCCCUUAUUGGGCCCUUAUCAGAAAUAUAUGGUAGAAAGGUAAUUUUACACACUUCGAAUGUAUGGUUCCUCGUUUGGAAUAUCGUCUGUGGCUUUGCCCCAACCAAGGGCACCCUCAUUGCAGCCCGCUUCCUCGCAGGCUUUGGUGCUAGCGCCAUCUAUUCCCUAGCUGGUGGUGUUUUAGGUGAUGUGUGGAGGCCUGAGCAAAGAGGUAGUUCUCUAGGAGUGUAUUUAAUCAUUCCCCUACUAGGUGCGGCCGUUGGUCCUAUCAUUGGCGGCUUUAUGGCUGAAAGAACUACUUGGAGAUGGAUGUUUUGGGCCACGUCUGUAUUUCAAGCCGUCAUGAUACUGGUCUCUUUCUUUAGUUUCCACGAGUCCUAUGGACCAUUAAUACUCCGACGGCGUGCCCAGCGCCUUCGUAAAGAAACAGGAGAGAGUCGAUACCAUACCCAAGGUGAAAUCAUUGACGGAGAUAGAUCAGCCAUAGCCAUCAUUGUGCGAACUUUAACACGACCACUUCGCCUCCUUAUCCUCCAUCCUAUUAUCCAAGUUUCAGCUGUUCUAUCAGGAUUCAACUAUGGUAUUUUAUAUGUUGUUCUUUCUACGUUCUCCACUCUUUUCACAUCUCAGUAUGGACAAUCAGUCGAAAUCAGUGGACUUCACUACAUUGCCUGUUCACUUGGCGAAUUAGCUGCCUCACAAGUCGGUGCGCCUUUGAUGGACUAUUUAUACAAACGGCUACCUGCACAUAAACAAGCACCAGAGUCUCGAAUGCCAUUAAUGUUUCCCUCCAUCAUUAUCACGUGGGCGGGUGCUUUGAUAUAUGGGUGGACGGCUGCGUACCGACUUCAUUGGAUUAUUGUUGAUAUCGGGGUGUUUAUUAUGUUGUUUGGUAUGCAGUUGGGUGGCUUGCCCAUAACGGCAUACGUUAUUGACACGUAUGGAGACCACACGAGUAGCGCUAUGGCGGCACAGCAGUUCCUCAAGAGCCUGAUGGCUUUCUUAUUCCCAUUAUUUGCACCAAGCAUGUAUUCAAAACUUGGGUAUGGCUGGGGUAAUAGCGUGCUGGCGUUAGCUGGCUUGGUAUUCUCAGUUCCGCUCCCAAUAUUCUUGUGGAAACAUGGAGCAAGACUUAGGGCCAAAGCCGUUUCAACCUACUAA
Messenger RNA from Daldinia caldariorum, 1509 nucleotides. RefSeq names its product caffeine resistance protein. Bases 1 to 1509 code for a protein of 502 amino acids. The record is from RefSeq and is a predicted model, not a curated record. Gene Ontology annotation, molecular function: transmembrane transporter activity. Gene Ontology annotation, biological process: transmembrane transport. Gene Ontology annotation, cellular component: membrane. The transcript has 3 exons. Lineage: Eukaryota; Fungi; Ascomycota; Sordariomycetes; Xylariales; Hypoxylaceae.